Messenger RNA from Cajanus cajan (pigeon pea), 2589 nucleotides. The record is from RefSeq and is a predicted model, not a curated record. Lineage: Eukaryota; Viridiplantae; Streptophyta; Magnoliopsida; Fabales; Fabaceae.
AUUUCCAUUCCAUGCCAUGCAUCGAAUUGUCCUAUAUAAACCAAAACGAACUAAACCCCCAUUCGUUUUCAUUCGCGCAAUUCCUCAAACACCUUCAUGCAGCUCCCGUGGCGGGGCUAGCCUCAGCAAUGGCCUCCACCUCCACCUCCACCGCCACCGCCGACCUCCACCCGGACGACGCGGCGGCCAGGGCGGUGCGGAAGCGCUACGAGGGCCUCCUCACAGUCCGCACGCGCGCCAUCAAGGGCAAAGGCGCCUGGUACUGGGCCCACCUGGAGCCCAUUCUCGUGAACAACGCCGUGAAGCUCAAGUGCUCCCUCUGCGACUCUCUCUUCUCCGCCUCCAACCCUUCCCGCACCGCUUCCGAGCACCUCAAGCGCGGCACGUGCCCCAAUUUCAACCACUCCUCGUUGCCUUCGCCUUCUCCCAUUUCCACCGUUCUCUCCCAUUCCAACAACGGUAGAAAGAGAACCUCAACGUCUCCCAAUCAGGACCCUUCCCUUCACCAUUUGGUCUUGUCCGGUGGCAAGGACGAUUUGUGCGCUCUCGCUGUUUUCGAAGACAGUGUCAAGAAGCUCAAGAGUCCUCGUAAUUCCUCAAAUGUUGCUCCUCCUGAGUUGACCAAGGACCAGGUUAACUCCGCCCUUGAGUUGUUAGCAGACUGGUUCUACGAGUCUUGCGGCUCUGUGCCUCUCUCUGCACUCGAACACCCCAAGUUUCAAUCUUUUCUUACCCAGCUGGGUUUGCCCCUCGCUCUGUUGAGGCGCGAGAUAUAUGGUUCUAGGCUCGAUGAUAGGUUCGGAGUGGCCAAGGCUGAGUCCGAAGCUAGAAUCAGAGAUGCCCUUUUUUUCCAAGUAGGCUGUGAUGGUUGGAAGGCUGAGGAUGGUGUGGUGAAGUUCACGGUGAAUCUUCCCAAUGGGUGUAGCGUGUUCCACAAGGUGGUGUUUUCCGGCGGAGGAGUGGUGGUGUCUUCCAAGUAUGCUGAGGAGAUUUUGUGGGAGGUGGUGAGGGGUGUUUGUGGGAGUGAUGUGAAGAGGUGUGUGGGGAUUGUUGGGGACAGGUUUAAGGCCAAGGCGUUGAGGAACUUGGAGGUUCAGAAUCAUUGGAUGGUUAAUGUUGCUUGUCAGCUUCAGGGAUUCAUGGCUUUGAUCAAGGAUUUCAGCAACGAGCUCCCACUUUUCAGGGUUGUUGCUGAGAAUUCUCUCAAGGUUGCUAAUUUUAUCAACACUGAGUCUCAGGUUAGGAGUAGUUUUCUCAGGUACCGGAUGCAGGAGCUGGACUGUGCUGGGCUGGUUCGAGUUCCCUCGCCGAAAUGUCGCGUGUUGAAGGACUUCGCAUCUGUGUUUCCGAUGCUGGAGGACAUCCUGAGCUGUGCUGCGGUGAUCCAAAUGGUGGUGUUGGAAGAUACUUUUAAGGUGGCAUGCAUGGAGGAUCCACUGGCCAGAGAGGUUGCUGGAAUUGUUCAGAGUGAGGGGUUUUGGAAUGAACUGGAGGCGGUUUAUUCGCUGGUGAAACUCAUCAGAGGAGUGGUUCAGGAUAUUGAGUCGGAGAGGCCGUUGAUUGGUCGGUGCCUGCCGCUCUGGGAGGAGGUUAGAACCAAGGUGAAGGAGUGGUGUGCCAAGUACAGUGUUGUGGAAGAACCCGUGGAGAAAAUACUUGAGAAACGGUUCCGAAAGAAUUAUCACCCUGCAUGGUCUGCUGCAUUUAUACUUGAUCCACUUUACUUGGUUAAAGAUGCAAACGGAAAGUACCUUCCUCCAUUCAAGUGCUUAACUCGUGAACAAGAGAAAGAUGUAGAUAAGUUAUUGACUAGACUAGCUUCACGAGAAGAAGCUCAUGUUGUGUUGAUGGAGCUCAUGAAGUGGAGAUCAGAAGGGCUUGACCCCCUUUAUGCUCAGGCUGUGCAGAUGAAACAACGAGACCCGGUUACUGGGAAGAUGAAAGUUGUAAAUCCACUCAGUAGUAGACUUGUUUGGGAAACUUGCCUCAGCGAGUUUAAAUCCCUGGGGAAGCUUGCAGUGAGGCUCAUUUUUCUGCAUGCAACCUCGUGUGGAUUUAAGAGUAAUUGUACUUUCAUCAGGAAGAUUUCUGAACAUAAGCACUCGAGAGUUUCCUUGGAAAGAGCUCAGAAAAUGAUAUAUAUUGCGGCUCAUGCCAAGCUUGAAAGACGAGACUUUUCCAAUGAGGAAGAGAAGGAAGCAGAACUGCUUGCCAUGGUAGGCAGUGAUGAUAGCAUGCUGGCUGAGGUAUUUGCUGAUGCACCCCUAAUAGAGGUGGGAUUGCUUGAAGCAGUAGGGUGGGUGGCAAACCGGACUUGGUCAUGACGUGGGUCAACCUCGGAAGAACUUGAGAAAGAAUCUUUGUUGCCGCAGAAGCACUUCUUAUAGAUAAUCCGGCAUAUCUACUGGAGUGUUGGUUUCUGACAAAUGGUGAGGCGGUGAGGCCCACCAUAGGGGAAGUGGCUGUCCAUGUCACACUCACUGCUAUGGUUGUCAUGGUCAAAGAAAAGUAAGGUUUGCAGAAUGAACCGUUUGGCUUACCAUGAUUGCUAAAAAGUCUUGGGGGAAAGUUGAAACAAGGAGUGUAGGG